Messenger RNA from Rotaria sp. Silwood1, 468 nucleotides. The record is from the annotation of a GenBank genome assembly. Lineage: Eukaryota; Metazoa; Rotifera; Eurotatoria; Philodinida; Philodinidae.
AUGAAAUAUGAAAUAGAAAAUGAAAGAGUAGGGAUGAUGAACAGUAAUUCUCAAGUUGUUAAAACAUUGGCAUUGGUUGAAGAUCCUCAAAUACAACGAUAUCGCAAAAUUCUUUUGAUUAUACUUGGCAUUUUUCUCACUUUGUGGUUAAUUAAUACAACUAUUGGUAUCGUAAAUAUUGCACAUAAUCCAAAAGAAAGUGUAUCAGUUAUUGCAUCUCUUAUUUCAAUGCUUAUCAGUGGUCUUGGAUUUUGGGCUACGUAUAAAUACAAUGCAACAGGUUUACGAGUGUUUGCUUGGUUAGGUGUAAUUGGACUUGUUUGUGGUGGCAUUUUACUUGGAGUUAUUUUGAUUUUGGCAUUUGAUGGUUUAGUUAUGACUGGCGUUGCUAUUAUUAUUGUACAUUAUUCUUUCAAAUUGGCUAGACUUAUUGUUGCAAAGAAAGCAAUAUAUCCUCGAUCAAUCUAA